This is a messenger RNA of Cynoglossus semilaevis (tongue sole), 696 nucleotides long. Its product is annotated as RNA-binding protein 34-like. Lineage: Eukaryota; Metazoa; Chordata; Actinopteri; Pleuronectiformes; Cynoglossidae. The transcript is spliced from 5 exons. Gene Ontology annotation, molecular function: rRNA binding. The record is from RefSeq and is a predicted model, not a curated record. Gene Ontology annotation, biological process: maturation of LSU-rRNA from tricistronic rRNA transcript (SSU-rRNA, 5.8S rRNA, LSU-rRNA). The coding region runs from base 72 to 695 and encodes 207 amino acids. Gene Ontology annotation, cellular component: nucleolus.
ACAGUUCUUUUAACAACUUUGUCUUUGCCAGACGUCAGAUUCAUCCAAAGAAACAAAGCCUCAACGCCUACAUGGUUUUCAAAGAUGAGGAAGGAGUGACCGGAGCUUUGGAAAGGAACGGCGUGGAGAUCCAGAAAGAUUUUUACAUCAGAGUCGACCGAGUGACUGACAGUUCAUCACACGACCACAAACGCUCCGUCUUCGUGGGGAACUUGUCUUUCGAGAUAAACGAGCUGGUGUUUCGGCGACAUUUUGAGGAGUGCGGGUCAGUGGAGGCAGUGAGACUGAUUCGAGACCCCAAUUCUGGGCUGGGGAAGGGAUUUGGCUACAUCCUGUUCGAGAGUGCUGACUCUGUUCAGCUGGCGUUGGAAUUGGACGGUUCAAAGCUGGAAGGUCGGUCAAUCCGUGUGAAGAGGUCGAUGAAGACAGACAAGCAGAAGAAAACAGAAAAUAGCAAGGGAACCACAAGAACGCCUGGCAGAUCUCCAGCCAAACACACUGGUCUUAAGACAGCAGGAGGGCGGGGCACCGGGCCUGGACGCGGUUCCUUCAGUGGAGGCCGACAGAGACCUGCCAAAAAAGAAUCAAGCUCCUUUAGAGGAGAAACAGCUGAUCCAAGGAAGAAGAUGGAUAAAAAGAAAGGACUGAAGAAGAAGAAACCACGUCACGUCAGACGAGUCAAAGCUGACUCCUAAC